Penaeus indicus is the source of this 734-nucleotide messenger RNA. RefSeq names its product cuticle protein AM1239-like. Gene Ontology annotation, cellular component: chitin-based extracellular matrix. The record is from RefSeq and is a predicted model, not a curated record. Lineage: Eukaryota; Metazoa; Arthropoda; Malacostraca; Decapoda; Penaeidae. The transcript is spliced from 3 exons. The coding region runs from base 29 to 622 and encodes 197 amino acids. Gene Ontology annotation, molecular function: structural constituent of chitin-based larval cuticle.
CAUCCGACCCGCCACACCCUCCGCAGUCAUGAAGAUCUUUGUCAUCGCCGCAGUUGUAUCAGUCUGCUUGGCUGACAAGCUGCCCAGUCACUUCGGCUAUGCCUCUCCACAACCUUCUUCAGCCUUCAGCCACAGAUCGCGACCUGCAUCUCGCCCUACCUUUUCUGCCCCAAGAUCUGCUCCCCAGCCAACCUACUCUGCCCCGAGGUCUGCUCCCGGUCCAGUAGUGCCCAUCCUUGUGGACGACCGCGUCCACCCCGACGCAGGCGCUUACAGCUUCAACGUUGAGACCGGUGACGGCAUCUCACGCCAGGAAAGUGGAUCGCCUGUUCCUUCCAAGGAAGGUCCCGUCACGGCCAUGUCUGGCUCCUACUCCUUCACCCUCCCUGACGGACAACGGUUUGAGCUUCGUUAUGUGGCUGACGAGAACGGCUUCCAGCCUCAGUCAGCCUUCCUGCCCGUGGCCCCAGCCUUCCCUCACCCCAUCCCCGCCCACGCCCUUGAGCAGAUCGAGCGCGCCCGUCAGGAGGAUGCUGCUCGCUCCCGCCAAGGAUCUUCUCAGGCAUACAGCGCCCCUUCCCGCCCCUCGCGCCCUUCCAACUCCUAUGGCUUCCCUCAGUAAAUGCCUUUAAGACUAAGCGUAAUGCAGGAAUAUUUUCCAGGUUAUAUUAUUUAUAACAGUUACGAUGUAUAGUAUUAUUAAAUAUUACGACGCGUUUCGAAUAAAAUGACGA